Xyrauchen texanus (razorback sucker) is the source of this 1444-nucleotide messenger RNA. RefSeq names its product endonuclease, polyU-specific C (gene endouc). Gene Ontology annotation, molecular function: RNA endonuclease activity. The coding region runs from base 157 to 1086 and encodes 309 amino acids. NCBI's taxonomy places the organism in Eukaryota, Metazoa, Chordata, Actinopteri, Cypriniformes, Catostomidae. The record is from RefSeq and is a predicted model, not a curated record. The transcript is spliced from 8 exons.
UACUUGGUAAAAGUAUCAGUAAACUCAGUACUCCGUAAAAGUAUUUGGGUGUAUUCAGGCGUGAGAGCAUCGCCUGGGGCCAUUCACUCCUUCAACUAAGGAAAAACUUCACAAAUAGCUCAUGUUCAUCUGUGCACGAGCAUAAUACGGAAAACCAUGAACAAGGGACAUGCGUUUGGGUGCGUCCUUAUGCUGUUGGCACUGUUCACUUUCAGUGAUGCAGCAAGUCAAACUGUCAACCAGGAGCUUUCCAAUAUUUUCAAUGUGCUUUGGAAGUUAGAUGUGAAUCGCCUGAAGGCUGGAACUGACUACAAAAUCUCACUACAGGGCAAGGCUGGUUACAUACCCCAAGGAAGCAUAAGUGCGAUAGAUCAUGCUUCAUCCCCUCUGUUCUCCCGUGUUGAUGAGACUAAACUGAACUCGGUCAACACCUAUGCACGCUUCAUGAAGCUUUUGGAUAACUAUGAGCGAUCCACUGGUGUGGCAGAGAGGGUGACUGCUGAGGAGGUGACAGAAAAUAACUCUUUUCUGGAUGCUAUCUUAGAGACAGCAGUCAUGAAGCGUGCACACAGGUACCUAGUUGAAAAGGGAAAAUCACGCUCCGAUCUGAGACAAUUUAAGAGUCAGUUGUACUACAUGUGGUUCCGCCUCUACCAUAGAGACAGGAAUGGAGGGGAGGACUCCAGUGGAUUUGAGCAUGUGUUUGUUGGGGAAACUAAGUUUGGCAGAGAAAUCAUGGGUCUUCACAACUGGGUCCAGUUUUACCUGCAGGAGAAGCAGGAUCUUCUUGAUUACAAGGGCUACAAAGCCAAAGCCAAUGACCUGCCUGAUGAUGAUGAUCAUGUCUUGAAUGUGCAGUUCAGCUGGCAUGGUUUGGUCAAGCCAGUUGCAAGUGCCUUUAUUGGUGUGAGCCCUGAGUUUGAGAUGGCCAUCUUUACCAUCCUGUUCCUCACGUCCACUGAGAAGACCACCAUAGCCGUGGUCAACCUGGAUGAGUACCAGCUGGAGAUGGUGGUUCAUAGACAUGGUCGCUCUAUUGGGACCGCCUAUCCCAAAUUGCUGAGCACCAACAACAGGCACCUAUAGAUCCACAUCAUAGCUGCUUUUAAUUAUGUUUUUUAUUUUUGAUAAUUUUUAAGAUGUGUUGUAAUUUGUAAUAGUAGACAUUGCUAAAUAUUGGGAGAAAUCGAAAUUUUAGAAGUUUGGAUUUACUUUGUUACAAUUAGCUAAUAACAUGUUAACAAGCCGUACUCAUUUCAAUAUCCCAAGCAUGUACACUGAGAUUUAAAAGCCAUGCAAAUUGAACAUUUUCACAAGAACUGCAUUUCAUAUUAUAGUCAUUUUCUGUAUGUUUUUAUGUCUUUUUAUAUUUUGAUAAAAAACGUUGUUAUAUCUAGUUGACUACGGAAAAAGGAGAUUUAACAUUAAAGAGGUUUUAAUCCAC